AUGAACUAUUCUGUUGACAACAAUGUAUCCUCGUCUGCAUUGAGAAAGAGAAAGAUUCUCAAGAAAUCAAUCAACUUUUCUGUUAUGAUUGUUGGAGAAAGUGGAUCAGGUAGAUCAACAUUGAUUAAUACUCUAUGCGGUGGUAAUUCGAUUGUACCUACUUCGUCAACCAGAAAUGAGGACCCGUUCACCAAGAAAUUGCACUUGAGACACGAGAAUGUUGAAUUGGAAGAUAAUGAUGGACACAAGAUUAGUUUCAACAUUAUUGACACCCCCAACUUUGCCAAUCAAAUCAAUUGUGGUGAGGAUUUUAGAAUUAUUGUUGAUUUCAUCCGUCAUCAAUUUGACGAGGUCUUGUUGGAGGAAUCUAGAGUGAAGCGUAACCCUAGAUUCAAAGAUGGAAGAAUCCAUGUUUUGAUUUAUCUUGUUAACCCCACGGGUCAUGGAUUAUCGGAAAUUGACGUCAAGUUUUUGAAACAUGUGAAUAACUUGGUUAAUAUAAUACCUGUUAUUGCAAAAGCUGACUCAUUGACUAGAGAUGAGUUGCAAUUGAAUAAACAAUUGAUUUUGGAGGAUUUGAACAAUUAUGAAAUCAAUUAUUACAGGUUUAACGAAUAUGAAUAUGAAAAGGAGUACAUCGAUGAUGAAAUUAUCGAAUACAACAAGUAUUUGAACUCGUUGUUGCCAUUUGCCAUAAUUGGAGCUAACGAGUACAAAAAGAAUACCCAUUUAGGACAGCAUUCGAAAAAUGGAGAAACUAAUCACCCUAAUGUAGCAAAUGAUGACGACGACGACGACGAGGAGGAUGAUGAUGAUGCGGAAGAUAUUAUAAAGUUGAGAGUCUUGAACAAGGAUUUGAAACCCAUCAAUGUUGAUAAUCCUGAUAUCAAUGAUUUCACAAUUUUGAAAAAUGUUUUGUUAAUCACCCACUUGAAUGAAUUUAAGGAUAUCACCCAUGAUCAAAUUUAUGAAAAUUAUAGAACUGAAGCCUUAUCGGGAAAACAAUUCCAAUACAUGAACAACAACAAUUCAGAUGACGGAAGUUACAACACAUACAACAGCAGUGCCCACAAUAUAGCAGCAGGUGAAAGUCAAUAUGGUAAUGGAAGUAUUGUCAACACCAAUGGAAAUGGAACAAAUGGAAGUCAUCAUCGUCACAAUAACUCACACGGAUCGCAUUUCGAUAGAUCCAUAAAUGGUAAUGGCACUGAUGCAGGUUCCACUGCCGGAGGCGGCGGUGGCCAAUCUGACUACUUGCUAAAGGAGGAACAAAUCAAGUUGGAAGAGGAACGAUUGAAGAAGUUUGAAGAACGUGUUCAUCAAGAUUUGAUUACCAAGAGACAAGAACUAUUAGAGAGGGAGAAUGAAUUGAAAGAGAUUGAAAAGAGAUUACUUGCUGAAGGAUUGAAAUUGAAUGAACACGGAGAAGUGGUCAAAGUUGAGGAGUAG
This is a messenger RNA of Lodderomyces theae, 1449 nucleotides long. It is a transcript of the gene CDC11, whose product is annotated as septin. The transcript has a single exon. The record is from RefSeq and is a predicted model, not a curated record. Gene Ontology annotation, cellular component: cytosol; septin complex; microtubule cytoskeleton. Lineage: Eukaryota; Fungi; Ascomycota; Pichiomycetes; Serinales; Debaryomycetaceae. Bases 1 to 1449 code for a protein of 482 amino acids. Gene Ontology annotation, biological process: actomyosin contractile ring assembly; protein localization to bud neck; cytoskeleton-dependent cytokinesis. Gene Ontology annotation, molecular function: GTPase activity; molecular adaptor activity; GTP binding.